AUGCCAAAACGUACAGAUAUAGAAUCUAUAUUAGUAAUAGGAGCAGGCCCAAUAGUUAUAGGUCAGGCAUGCGAGUUUGAUUAUUCCGGAACGCAAAGCUGUAAAGUAUUAAAAAGUGAAGGUUAUAAAGUCAUUUUGGUUAACUCCAAUCCUGCAACUAUAAUGACAGAUCCUGAGUUUUCUGAUGCGACGUAUAUUGAGCCGGUGCUGCCUGAAAUCAUAGAGAAAAUUAUAAUUAAGGAGAGGCCAGGCGCAAUAUUGCCAACAAUGGGCGGGCAAACAGCACUUAAUUGUGCAAUAAAACUUGCAGAUGAUGGAGUGUUAGACAAACACAAUGUAGAAUUAAUAGGGGUAAAUAGAGAAGCAAUAAAAAAAGCAGAGGAUAGAGAGUUAUUCCGUCAGUCCAUGGAUAAAAUAGGGCUAAAAUACCCCAAAAGUAUCAUUAUAAAAAAUCAAGAACAAAUAAGAAAGACUUUGGAUUACAUUGGAUUACCAGCAAUCAUCCGCUCGUCAUUCACCCUUGGUGGUGCAGGUAGCGGCAUAGCAUACAAUAAAGAGGAGUUUUUCAAUAUUGCAGAAAGUGCUCUCAAAAUUUCGCCAAUAAAUGAAGUUCAGAUAGAUGAAUCAAUUAUCGGCUGGAAAGAAUAUGAAAUGGAAGUUAUCCGUGAUUGUAAAGAUAACUGCAUAAUAGUCUGUUCGAUAGAAAAUAUUGAUCCAAUGGGAGUGCACACUGGGGAUAGUAUCACGGUUGCUCCUGCUUUGACUCUGCGUGAUGUAGAAUACCAACAGAUGAGAAAUGCAUCUAUAGCAGUGCUGAGAGAAAUUGAUGUUAGCGCCGGUGGUGCAAAUGUGCAGUUUGCAGUGAAUCCUAAAGAAGAUGGAAGCCUCGUUGUGAUUGAAAUGAAUCCAAGGGUUUCUCGCUCUUCUGCACUUGCUUCAAAAGCAACAGGUUAUCCUAUUGCAAAAGUUGUAACUAAACUUGCUAUCGGCUAUUCACUCGAUGAGAUACGUAAUGAUUGCGCUCCAGUUAUACCUGCUGCAUUUGAACCAGUGAUUGAUUAUAUCGUCACUAAAAUUCCUCGUUUUGAAUUUGAGAAGUUUAAGGGGACGAAUUGUGAGCUAUCAACUUCCAUGAAAUCAGUGGGGGAAGUGAUGUCUAUAGGCCGCACUUUUAAUGAGUCACUACAGAAAGCUUUCCGUUCACUUGAAACUGGUCUUACAGGACUUGAUGAAGUGUUUUCUGAAGACACAGAUGUUAAAUCUCAAUUAGCAAAAUUGCUGCCAAACAGAUUACUGAUUGCUGCUGACGCAUUGCGUCAUGGAAUAAGCAUAGAAGAAAUAAAUUCGAUUACAGGAUAUGACUUAUGGUUUUUGCAGAAUAUACAGCAAAUUAUAUUAGCUGAACAAAAAAUCAAGGAAAACGGCCUUCCUGAGACUGCAUAUGAAAUGUUAGAGCUGAAAAAAAUGGGGUUUUCAGAUGCAAGAUUGGCAAAAUUAAGCAAUAAGAAAAUAGAGCAAAUUGAAGCAAUAAGAAAAAGAUUUGGCAUUAAACAAGUUUAUAAGCGUGUAGAUACCUGUGCAGCUGAAUUUGAAUCGAGCACUGCUUAUAUGUAUGGCUGUUAUGAGGGUAACACAAUGAUGUCAUUCCAGCGCAUGACGCUGGAAUCCAGAGAUAAGGAAGAAUGGAUCCCAGUGUCAGCUGCUCGGAUGACAGAGGGAAUGGAGUGCGAAGCAGAUGUUUCUGACCGAGAAAAGGUUGUCAUUUUAGGAAGUGGUCCAAAUCGCAUUGGUCAAGGUAUUGAGUUUGAUUAUGCAUGCGUACAUUCAGCUUCUGCCGCCAAAGAAAUGGGGUAUGAAACAAUAAUGAUUAACUGUAAUCCAGAAACCGUUUCAACUGAUUAUGAUACCGCUGAUCGUUUAUAUUUCGCCCCACUGAUUGCAGAGGAUGUGCUUGAAAUACUAAGCAAAGAGCAAGAAAAUGGUACACUGGUUGGUGUAAUAGUUCAAAUAGGUGGUCAAACACCUUUAAAGUUAGCCAAAGUGCUUAACGAGAGAGGUUUCAAAAUUCUGGGAACUUCGUUUGAUUCUAUUGACCUUGCAGAAGAUCGCAUGAGGUUUAAAAACCUUGCUUUGCAACUUAAUUUAAAACAACCUGAAAGUUCUACCUGCCAUUCAGUAAAAGAAGCGUUAACCAAUGCAGAAAAGGUGGAGUUUCCACUAGUAGUCAGGCCAUCAUAUGUCCUCGGCGGUCAGUCUAUGUCGAUUAGACACGAUUCUCAGAGCUUUAAAGAGUAUGUCUUGAAUCAAACCAAAAUUUUUGAACACGGAUCGCUUCUUCUUGAUAAAUUUUUAGUCAAUGCAGUUGAGGUUGACGUUGAUGCUGUGUGUGAUGGGGAAAAAGUUUUCAUUGCAGCAGUCAUGGAGCAUAUUGAAGAAGCUGGUAUCCACUCUGGCGAUUCAACAUGCUCAAUACCGACAAAUACAUUGAGUGACGAAGUAAUAAAAGAGAUCGAGCUCCAAACUGAAAGAAUAGCUCUUGCACUAGAAGUGAAAGGUCUGAUAAACAUUCAGUUUGCUGUUCAAGAGAGUGAUGUAUACAUACUUGAAGUAAAUUUACGAGCUAGUCGAACCGUUCCUUUUAUUUCCAAGGUAAUCAAUAUUCCUAUUGCAAAGCUUGCCACUCAGGUUAUUUUGGGUAAAAAUUUGAAUCAGGAAAACAAGCCUUUCAAUCAUUUUGCAGUUAAAGCUGCUGUUUUUCCAUUUACCCGCUUUGCAGGAGUUGAUACUUUACUUGGUCCUGAAAUGAAAUCAACAGGAGAAGUGAUGGGAAUUGACUCAUCUUUCGAAGCUGCACUUGCAAAAGCGCACAUGGCUGCAGGAUACAAGUUACCAACAGAAGGAACAGCUCUGGUUUCAGUAAAAGAUGAUGAUAAAGAGUAUAUAUUGUCUGUUGCACGAAUGUUGAAAGAACUGAGUUUUGAAAUAUAUGCCACCAAAGGCACAGCUUCGUAUCUGAACAAUAAUGGCAUUGCUGCAAAAGCUGUAAAUAAAGUGAGAGAAGGCAGACCCCACAUAGUUGAUAUGCUCAAAGAUGGAAAAAUAAAUCUAGUGAUCAAUACCUCAAAAGGUGUAAAGUCAGUCUCAGACAGCAAAGAUAUUCGCAGAACUGCUAUUUUGCAAAAUAUAGCUUAUAGCACCACAGCUUCUGGGAGUAAAGCGUUAGCGCUUGCAAUUCAAUAUGUAAAGAAUAGCAAAUUGGAAGUGAAAUCAUUACAGCAGAUACAAAACGUUUAA
Molecule: messenger RNA, 3294 nt
Organism: Vollenhovia emeryi
Lineage: Eukaryota; Metazoa; Arthropoda; Insecta; Hymenoptera; Formicidae
Product: carbamoyl-phosphate synthase large chain, chloroplastic-like
Exons: 1
Coding region: 1-3294 (1097 amino acids)
Biological process (GO): L-glutamine metabolic process
Cellular component (GO): cytoplasm
Molecular function (GO): metal ion binding; ATP binding
Source: RefSeq, a predicted model, not a curated record